UUUCGAACUCUAACGGUCCUACAUUUCCACUGCUCUCAUCUGUAACUCAAAAGAACCUCAGAAAUUUUUUCUCCCUUCAAAUCAAACUCUAUCCAUCUCUUCAAUGGCAAAGCCCAAAAGCAAGAAUUAUUCUUCAGAAAGGAAGAAUUGGAACAAUGUGUUCAACCUUUUAGUUAAAAUGUUGAAAUCACAGCAGACACAGCUUGAAUAUCUUGCCAAAGACCGAAAAAUUCUUGAAGAUCGGAUAAAGUUACUGCACGGUCGAUGGGUAAAUGAUGGUUAUAGCUAUCAAGAACAAAUUUUCCAGAUGAAGCAGGAUUUUAUAGUUCAGGAGAUGGAGCACAUUGUUGAGGUAGCGAAAGCAGAGCGUCAUGUUGUUUCGAAGAAACGGGAUGCUGUUAUGUACAAAAAGAAGUUUGAAGAUGCAGAUAGUCUACUGGCAGACUUCAGAGAAUUGCUUGACUACCACUCUCAUAAAUGCUCAGAGCCAAAUGAUGUACCAAGGACUGCUACUAAUGAAAAAGCAGAGACAAGAAACAAGGCAUGGGAAGAUGAGGUGAGAAGGCUGAGAACUGAAAAUGAGAGGCUCACCUCAGAGAAAAAUUCAGAGAUUUCUGCCCUCUUGGCAGAGAAGAAUUUCAUUUGGAACCAAUAUAACAAACUGGAGCAUGACAUGAAUGAGCAAUUGAGGAGCAAACAUACUGAAAUUGAGCUUGGAAAUGAGAAAAUACAUGCUUUUAUGAGGAACAUUAAGGAACUACAAUCAUCCAACACUGAUAAGGAUAAUACAAUUGCUACGUUAAGAACUGAAAUUGCCAAACUGGAAUCUGACCUCGUCAAAAAGAGUGAAGAGCUAUUCAAACUUUCCAGAGAACUAGAGUUGCUAAAGAAGUCCGGAAGUGCCUCCGUCACUCCUGUGUUGCUUCGAUCCACAUCCGCAUCAGGACCUCCGAAGCGCAGAACGGAUCGGAAGACUGUAACUUUCAAGGAAGAACCGCAAUCUUCACAAGCUCUUGAAAAGAGAAGUUCAAAACGAAAAGCUGGUGAUAGUAUCUCAGGUGCUCCAAAACUAUUCACAUCCUCAUUUAAGGUACCUAAAUUAAAAACUUCAUCUCCUCUUGUGAUAUGACCUCGUCAACUGAGCUUCAAGUUGUAACUAUAUAUUAGAUGAGUAGAUUUUUGGUAUAUAUGUUUGUUUGGGAUCUUGGUCAUCUGUAUUUUGACCCUUGUAUUAUUAUUCCUUUUUUUUUUUUUUUAAGUUUUCAAAGGUAUGUAAUAGUAAAAAUUAUACUACGUUACUUGUAGAUGUAACCAAUUUAGUUCAGAGGCACGUAGUUUCAGUUGCAAGUUUUUUGUUGAA
Molecule: messenger RNA, 1360 nt
Organism: Nicotiana tabacum (common tobacco)
Lineage: Eukaryota; Viridiplantae; Streptophyta; Magnoliopsida; Solanales; Solanaceae
Source: RefSeq, a predicted model, not a curated record